Messenger RNA from Protopolystoma xenopodis, 759 nucleotides. The record is from the annotation of a GenBank genome assembly. NCBI's taxonomy places the organism in Eukaryota, Metazoa, Platyhelminthes, Monogenea, Polystomatidea, Polystomatidae.
CCCUCUUCAUACCCUCCCCACAGAGUUAAGUAUUCUCAGCCUGAGCCUGAGCCUGAGCCUGGGCCUAGGCCUCGACCCCCUGGCCCCUCUGGUCCUUCUCUCUUCAUCAGACUUUUGUCUCUGCUUUCCACCACUCCUCCCUUUGCUCAGUCCUCCCCAUUUCCGUCCGCCAGUCAGCAUAAACAUGUCCCCUCUCUUGGGCACUCUGGCCUAUUCAACCCUGUCCAGCCUCGCCCCUCUCAACUGCUCUCUCCUCCGUCACCUUUGCCGGCCUCUCUCCGACUCCUCGGCCUAGGGAGGCUACUUGCCAAGACAGCCAAUUAUUUGGCCGAUUGGACUGCAGAUCGAUUGUCCGGUCUGUUGAGAAGGCAUAGUCGUCUGCUCCCGGCUCGAUCGGCUCAGGAGUCAGGACUUGACUCCGCGGUCUCUUUGGUCUCCUCGGAGGCCAACAGUUGUGCGUUCCACGCUUCGUCAUCUUCGGUCUUGUAUGUGCCACAGGCCCAGGCUUUUUGUGCCCAGCCAGCGGUACCUUUGAGCGGUACCUUUGGAAUUAUCGCUCCCAUCGGAUUACUCGUCGUUUGUCUCGCCGUUCGUCUUGCCGUCGAUCUUGCCACCGUCCGGCACCAGCUCGACGCCAACUUGAGGCCAACGCUAAGCCCAGAGGAACCGCCUAAGACUGUUUGUUCGAGUCCAGACUGGGCCCGGCAAGGAUACGGAGGCCUCGCUCGUGGGUCAGGCGAUGAGGAAUCAGAUCAUUGA